UUUUUUUUUGCUUUCCAUCUUUUUAAAACAAGAAAAUGGAGCAUCACAUAGGAAAUCUUAAUCCUUGUACUGGGUCCAUGUGUCACAUUUGAAUUGCGCUGUGCUAAUUCUCUAAGUACCAACUCAGACCGUCUCCUUGAUGCACACUCACAGCAUCAUGGCCAGUACUCAGGAGCGCCUGAGCUUGUCUUCCUCCCCAAACUCGAUCGGCAAAGCCUUCUGUGAAGAUAAAGACUUCAGCAGGUUACAUGAUGAACAUGCACCUACUGGAAACCACCCGUCCCCUGAGCUCAUAGAGGAUGUACGUGAGAAGGGCUUGCUGCCGGCAGACCUCAUCGAUAACAUGAGCAGCCCGGUCACUGCAGCAGUGCUGACCAGCAUCAGCGAGGACUCUAGGGACCAAUUUGAGAACAGCGUGCUGCAGCUGCGAGAGCAGGAUGAGUCUGAAACAGCCAUUCCUCAGGGUAACAGGAACACUAUGGAUGGAGAGAGCAACAGUGGAGCGGAUGAUGUUAAAGUCCAGUUCAACAGAUCAGGCAGUGGGAGCGGUGGGUUUCUUGAGGGACUUUUCGGAUGUCUGAGGCCUGUGUGGAACAUCAUAGGCAAGGCAUAUUCCACAGACUACAAGCUGCAACAGCAAGAUACCUGGGAGGUCCCAUUCGAGGAGAUCUCGGAGCUGCAGUGGCUGGGCAGCGGCGCGCAGGGAGCAGUCUUCCUGGGCAAAUUCCGGGCAGAGGAGGUGGCCAUCAAGAAAGUGAGAGAUCAGAACGAAACGGAUAUCAAGCACUUGCGGAAACUCAAACAUCCUAACAUCAUUGCAUUCAAAGGAGUUUGCACUCAAGCCCCAUGCUACUGUAUCAUCAUGGAGUACUGUGCACAUGGACAGCUCUAUGAAGUCCUGCGAGCAGGGCGGAAAGUCACCCCUCGGCUGCUUGUGGAUUGGUCCACGGGGAUUGCAAGUGGGAUGAAUUACCUGCACCUUCACAAAAUCAUCCAUCGAGACCUCAAGUCACCAAAUGUUUUAGUUACACACACAGAUGCAGUAAAAAUUUCAGAUUUUGGUACAUCUAAAGAACUCAGUGAUAAAAGUACCAAAAUGUCUUUUGCGGGAACUGUGGCUUGGAUGGCCCCGGAGGUGAUACGCAAUGAGCCUGUCUCCGAGAAGGUGGAUAUCUGGUCGUUUGGGGUAGUUUUGUGGGAGCUGCUUACAGGAGAGAUUCCCUACAAGGACGUGGACUCCUCGGCCAUCAUUUGGGGAGUGGGCAGCAACAGCCUGCACCUUCCUGUCCCUUCCACGUGCCCAGAUGGCUUCAAAAUCCUCAUGAAGCAGACCUGGCAGAGCAAGCCCCGGAAUCGUCCCUCCUUUCGGCAGACACUGAUGCACCUGGAUAUUGCAUCUGCUGACGUGCUGGCUACUCCUCAGGAAACCUAUUUCAAAUCCCAGGCUGAGUGGAGAGAAGAAGUGAAGAAACAUUUUGAGAAAAUUAAAAGCGAAGGAACUUGUAUCCACCGGCUAGAUGAAGAAUUGAUUCGUCGUCGAAGAGAAGAGCUGAGACAUGCAUUGGAUAUCCGCGAACACUAUGAGAGGAAGCUGGAACGAGCCAAUAAUUUAUAUAUGGAGCUCAGUGCUAUUAUGCUGCAGCUGGAGGUCCGUGAGAAGGAGCUCAUAAAGAGGGAGCAAGCAGUGGAAAAGAAAUACCCCGGAACUUACAAACGCCACCCGGUCAGACCGAUAAUCCACCCCAAUACAGUGGAGAAGCUGAUGAAAAGGAAAGGGGUCUCCCAUAAACCAGGCAGCCAGACUAAACGGCCAGAUCUGCUGAAGUCAGAGGGCAUACCCAGCACAGAAGCAGCAUCCAAUGGCUCACCAGUCUCAGGAAGUCCCAAAAUGUCAACGCUGAGCGGCAAAAGCCGCUACCGCAGCAAGCCACGUCACCGCCGAGGGAACAGCAAAGGCAGCUACAAUGAUUUUGCAGGGAUCUUGAAAAACCAGCCAGUGCAAGAUGAUGCACCCCCACCUCCACCUCAUAAUCAUUCUCAUCAUCCCGGCCUACCACAGCAACCUGGCCACAGCCAUCCCCAUGGCCAUCACUCACGGCUUCAUGCCCACGGACAAGAUAUUGCAAACUGCGCAAACAACUUAAGGUACUUUGGCCCUGCAGCAGCGCUGCGGAGCCCUCUCAGUAACCACGCGCAGAGGCGGAUGUCUGGUUCCAGCCCCGAUCUCAUCUCCGCUGCCAUGGAAGCAGAUUGCCGAAGGAAUCUGGAGAGCAAAGAAAGCAAAGCUGAUCAUUGGGAGUGUUGCAAAACAGAUCCAUAUAAUUCCUGUCUUCAGUGCAGGGACGAGGACAGUGGUCAGGUACAGAUGUCAUCUGCUGCUGAAACAGGGAUGAGCCAUUCUCAGUCACCAACAUCUGUUUCCCUAUACGAAAAUGCGCAGUUCAUUGAGAAGAUGGACGAAGAGGGCUUCAGCAACUGUAAGUCAGGGUCCGCACUAGGCACUCCCCAGCACAUGGCUUCCUCAAUGCUACCUUGCAAAGCAAGACCUCUUCAAAAGAGCGGUGAUGACUCUUCAGAAGAGGAAGAGGGCGAAGUAGACAGUGAAGUGGAGUUUCCUCGUAGACAAAGACCUCACCGCUGCAUCAGUAGCUGCCAGUCCUACUCAACCUUCAGCUCAGAGAACUUCUCCGUGUCAGAUGGAGAGGAGGGGAACACAAGCGAUCAUUCGAACAGCCCAGAUGAGCUGGCCACCAAGCUGGAAGAUGAGGUGGCUGAGAAGCUGGAGGACAUGUUGUCCCAGACUCCAGAGAUCCCCAUUGAAAUCUCCACGCAGUCUGACGGGCUUUCAGACAAAGAGUGUGCUGUGCGGAGAGUCAAGACUCAGAUGUCUCUGGGCAAACUUUGUGCGGAUGAACCCAGCUGUGAGAACCCGGCACAGUUUGGAGAAUCAGACUGUGACUCUUCUGAAGGGGAGUGUUCUGAUGCCACGGUCAGGAACAAUAAGCCCUGCAGCUCUGCUACUUGGUAAUACGGAUCUCUCCCAAAGCUUCCUGAUACUGGCAUUUUGAUUUCCCUGAGAUUCCACUUCAUUCCCCUUCAUCACACUUUCCAGGAAGAGAAGAUGCUUCUCCUUCCCACCCCAGGAGUGAUUUGCAAUAACCCGAAUCUCUGGAAAAUGUCCAAAUGAAAUUAAUUCUCUUUGAGCAUUUCAAUCAAGAAUGGCAGGGAUGUAUUUUAUUGAAUAAUCUAGUUACUGUAACAUGGAUAUUUAUUUUUUUGACAUUUUAACACUUUUUACUGUAAAGAGUGGAUUGUAUUUAUAGACACACAGACUUGUUGCAAAAAAAAAAAAA
Opisthocomus hoazin is the source of this 3353-nucleotide messenger RNA. It is a transcript of the gene MAP3K13, whose product is annotated as mitogen-activated protein kinase kinase kinase 13. The record is from RefSeq and is a predicted model, not a curated record. NCBI's taxonomy places the organism in Eukaryota, Metazoa, Chordata, Aves, Opisthocomiformes, Opisthocomidae. Gene Ontology annotation, biological process: JNK cascade; protein autophosphorylation. Gene Ontology annotation, cellular component: cytoplasm. Gene Ontology annotation, molecular function: ATP binding; MAP kinase kinase kinase activity.